GGCAUGUCUGCUGCGUUUUAUAAAUAAAUACAUACAUAUAUACGAGUAACUGUAAGCGGUUUACAGGAUAUCAUAAGCGUGAUUAAAGAGUUAGCAUAUACAAUACAUACACAUACUAUAUACAUACGCAUAGAUAAGUAUGCACGUGAAUUUGUACAAAGUAUGAGUGGUAUACAGUGAACUUUGUAUGUUACUCAUACGCCCCGUCGACUUGUUAAGUGGUUUCAACGCAAUUAGACAUUGAUAGUAGCGACGCUGAUUCGGUCAAGGUCAGCUGCAUUACGGUACAUUCCGCGUUGUGUUUUUCUUUUUACUUUCUUUGAAGUAAUACAUAUCUUCGCUUAAUUAAUUUCAAUAACAUACAAAAGACUUCCGAGUGAUAAGGCGGCUACGCUUGAAUUCCUUGUAGCGAAAACGUAGCGGUCAAAACACAUUCCAGCAACUACACAAAUACGAAUACAUUACACAGGGCACGCGCACUUACAUAUAUACAUAAAUAGGGGAAUAAUAAAACUAUUUAGAUUUUGCCAAUUAUCAGCCAGACAAACUUUUGUGCAAUGAAAAUGCCACGAACCGAAGAUGAAGUUAAUGAAAAGAUUUACGAUCAUCGCAUCAUGCCGGAUUGGUCGAAUGUGGUCAACGAAACAAAUGGCACAAUGCACUAUUCCAAGGAUAUGAUCUUCAACGAUGGUCAUCGCCUAUCGAUCACAGUUUACAGCAUCCUGUUUGUGCUCUCCAGCAUUGGCAACUCAACAGUGUUGUAUUUGAUUGUGAAGCGACGUUGGCACAAUCGUACGCGCAGUCCGUCCCGCAUCGAUAUUAUGUUGAUGCAUUUGGCCAUUGCUGAUUUGAUGGUGACUUUCCUAUUAAUGCCGCUGGAGAUAGCGUGGGCGUAUACAGUGCAAUGGCGUUCUACCGAUUUUGUUUGCCGUUUGAUGAGCUUCUUCCGCGUAUUCGGCUUGUAUUUAUCAAGUUUUGUGCUUGUCAGCAUAUCAAUAGAUCGAUAUUAUGCCAUAUUGAAACCUUUGAAAUUUUCAACAAGUCGCGGUCGUAUUAUGUUGGCAAUUGCAUGGGUGGCAUCAGUGAUAUGCAGUACACCGCAGGCAUUCGUAUUCCAUUUGGAACAGCAUCCCAAAGUGACAGGUUACUACCAGUGCGUCACAUUUCAUUCCUUUCCCACCGAACUACAGAAAAUGAUCUAUCAGAUCUCAACUAUGUGCGCCAUGUAUACCUUUCCGCUGAUAACUUUCAUAUAUUGUUAUGGCAGGAUCUACUUGGAGAUCUAUAGCAAGAGUAAGCGCAUGGUUAAGGGUGAUGACAAAAAUGGUUUUGCCCGAUUCCGACGCUCAAAUGAUGAUGUUUUGGGACGCGCCAAGAAGCGUACACUCAAAAUGACUAUUACAAUUGUGAUUGUUUUCGUAAUUUGUUGGACCCCAUACUAUAUCAUCUGUAUGUGGUUUUGGAUUGAUAAACAUUCGGCUUAUAAUGUAAAUCCUUUGUUGCGUAAAAUACUUUUCAUAUUCGCUUGCACGAAUUCGUGUAUGAAUCCAUUGGUCUAUGGGGUAUUCAAUAUACGUGGCAAAACGAAUAAUAAUACGUCCGUUAAUAAUCGUCACACUUCACUCUCCAGUGGUGGCCGAAUGGCCAUGAAAGAACGUAACGGUAGUAGCCGCACCAUUGUAACAAUACCGGCAGUAAUCAAUGGCAGCUCUGGUGAUACAAGCAAUGCCACACAAAGCACGAAUAUCUCCAAUGACAUAUUCACCAUAUCGAAAAUAACAGAAGAUAUGGAAACUGAAAAGCCGCCCAAGAUUUGCAUAAGUGACCCCAUUGAUCUAGCGAAUACUACCAAGACGCAACAAGUAACCUGAGCACGUGAUAUGUACUCUUAUGACUGAAAAACUGAGUUUGCUAAUAACCAAAGAAAAAGGGGAAAAUUUUACUCGCACAUUUGUGUGUAAUUAAGUUAUUUUGUACCUUCAAUGUAUGUAUGUAAAUAAGAAAUGUUUAAUCGAAGUGCCGUCGUCCAUUCGAUUGGGCAGCCAUGUAUGCAUAGGGUCUCUUUUAUAUGACCGCUAAUUAUACUUUUGCUCAAACUUAAUUAUAUUGUUUGCAUGCUAGUUGCGGGUUAAGGAAAUUAUGUAAAUACAGAUAUUCACUGUUAUUGGAUAUGCUGCUGAAGAUGCCUACUGAGUUAUGCUAAUUAAGUAUGUAGUGUUAAGAAGUACAUACAUACAUUUGUAUGUAUGUACGUAUGCAUGCCUGUAUUGUAGUAGCUGUUUGCUGGAGAGGUUUAGUUUAAGCUUGAACUUAAUUUAAUUUAUUCAUAAUAAAAUACGAAAAAAAA
Molecule: messenger RNA, 2347 nt
Organism: Rhagoletis zephyria (snowberry fruit fly)
Lineage: Eukaryota; Metazoa; Arthropoda; Insecta; Diptera; Tephritidae
Product: gonadotropin-releasing hormone receptor-like
Biological process (GO): cellular response to hormone stimulus; G protein-coupled receptor signaling pathway
Cellular component (GO): plasma membrane
Molecular function (GO): adipokinetic hormone receptor activity; vasopressin receptor activity; peptide binding
Source: RefSeq, a predicted model, not a curated record